Molecule: messenger RNA, 3835 nt
Organism: Trichobilharzia regenti
Lineage: Eukaryota; Metazoa; Platyhelminthes; Trematoda; Strigeidida; Schistosomatidae
Source: the annotation of a GenBank genome assembly
CAAGCAUUGCAACCAAUAUGCUAACAGCGUGCCUCAGUCGGACCACGUGACGGGGACCAUUCAGGAAAUGAGAAUUCCCAUCAAUCCAUCAACCAACAUGACGGAUAAGUUCAGUCUCUGCGGGGGCUUCCUCUCACACUUACUUGAUGAAUAACGCGGGGAAUUAAAGCUUGACGCCACCCACUCGAUUUGUGGUAAUGGUAGCUGAAAUGAAUGGAUACGGUGAGAAGACUGUCAGCUUUGCGGGUCGCACACUCAAGCUGGACAAAGCUUCUGAUGCAAAUGAUAUUGUUUCGACAUUAUCUUCGAACUUGGACGCUGUGUGCUUAAAUCUCAGCGGUAAUACACUUGGAAUUGAGGCUGCCAAACCUAUUGGUGUCGCUCUGGAAAAAAAUCGCAUCAUCAAGCGUUGUUUAUUCAACGACCUGUUUACGGGUCGUUUGAAGUCAGAGAUAGCACCAGCACUGAAACAUUUGAGUGCCGGUCUCAUAGCUUCAGGCUGUCAAAUAACUGAAUUAGAUCUCAGCGAUAAUGCUUUCGGACCCAAUGGGGUUGUUGGUGUCACUGAUUUACUCGCAAGCAAUACUUGUUGUACUCUGAAGGUAUUAAAAAUGAACAACCAAGGUCUCGGACAUGAAGGAUGUCGACAUCUUACCGAAGCCUUAGAAAAAGGAAGGAAUUUGUAUGGGAAACAAGGACUGUUGCUUAAAACUUUUUCUGGCGGAAGAAAUCGUCUUGAGAAUGUUGGAGCUAAAAUGCUUUCUAAAGUGUUCUGUGACAUGGGCACCUUAGAAGAGCUUUCCCUUUAUCAAAAUGGCAUUGGAAUACACGGAAUCGAAGGAGUAUUUUCCCUAGUGAACAUAAUCAAGUCAAACUUGAACUUGCGAGUUCUAAAUCUUUCUGACAAUUCGCUUACUCCGCGUGGUGGUGAGGCAGUUGCACGCGCUUUAUCAUCAUUAGUCAACCUAGAGGAGUUGUAUUUAAGUGAUUGUAUUCUUCGAUCAGCUGGUGCAAAAUCACUUGCUUCAGUAUUUGAAGAUCCUGAUACAACUCCUAAUCUAAGAGUCUUGAAUUUAGCUGGUAAUGAAAUCAAAGCUUCAGCAGGAAUCAACUUGGUCUUAUCUUUGGGGAAUAAAUCACGCUUAGAAUCUCUGGAUUUAAAUGCUAAUGAAUUCGGUCGAUCUGGUGUACGAUCAAUUAUUCAAACACUGGAUUCAGUUGGUCUUUUACACACUUUACCUGUACCGAAUGAUAACGACGAGUCGAGAGAAGCAGAAGAUGGUGAAGUUGGUGGUGGUGGUGGUGAUGAGGCAUAUCUGUGGGCAUUUGAUGAAGAUCAAGGCUCUGAUGGCGAGGAUGAAGAUGAUGGCGGUGAUGAAGACAACGAAGCGAAUGGUGAAUAUGAUGAUGAAGAAUACGGAGAUUCUACACAAAGUCAGUACGAUGAUGGGGAUGAAGAAGAAGAAGAGGAAGAUUAUGAACGUGAAAAUUAUGGGGAUGUUACUCAAAAUCAAAAAGAGAAUUCAGGUAUAAAUUUCAGCUUUCGUGAAGCAUUCUCCAAACUUGAGACAGGUGGUUGUUUAACACCUCAAAAUGUUAAUACUCAAUCGACAAAGACUGGACCAUUUGGUAAACCAGCGUUAGGUUUGUUUUCUGGGCUUUCUCCGCAGAAUACUGAUACAACAGAUGCUGGCCUGUGCCGGGCGAAGUUGUGGCCAUCAUCAGGUCCAGUAAGCUUGUUCAGUGGUUUUGGUAAUGCUGGUACAAAUGGAAAGAAUUUAUUCUCCCCACCAAUUUUGUCGGUCAGUAAAACUCCUGAUCCAAUCCCACCGAAAAAAUUAGACGAAGAUAAAUUUAGGCAGCAUUUAAUUGAAGCACUUUCUGAUCCUAAAAAUGAGAUUGCUAGGAAUCGUCUAAUUGAUUUUCUGGGUUCAGAAGAAUGCUUCAAACAACCACCAAUCCAUCCGGUAAUUAUGUUAUGCUCACAAACAGUAUCAUCAGAAAGUGUUGUUCGCCUAAGCUUAGAACUAUCACGUAGUCUACCGUGUCGGAUAUAUCCAGUCACAGGGCCUAUUAUGCAAUUAGCUAUAGGCUUAUUAGCCUCUGUAUUUACAGAUAUGUAUAAGCGGACAUCAGCAGAUACUAGUCGAACAAGUUAUGCCACGAAUUGUCUUCUUGUGCAUUUAGGCGCUAUUAAAGCAGAAAAAGACAGUGAUGAUUGGAUUAACUGUUCACCGAGUGCUUUAAAAACAUCUGCACAGUAUUAUUUUAAGCUGACAAAAACUCUGAUCGAUUAUUUUGGACCUCAAUUAAUUCCAAGUGUUUGUAAUAGUUUAACCUUGUUGUUAUCAGAGCAACGUAAACGUGAAAUACAACCACCUGAUCGUACUCAUGCUACAACUGCUACCACUUCGACUAGUUUGGCCGCUAGUAGUAUUAUUGCUGAGGCACCAGAUUGUGCUAAUAUCCGUAAUGAUAUUAUCACGUCUUUAGAGAAGCAGUUGUCUUCUAUGAAUCUAAGACGUUAGUGUAGUAGAAGUGGCACUCGUAAUGGAAUUAGUAUUUCUUCAAGAUUUCUUGAUACUCUAUGCAUUUUGUUUUGUGGUUAAGUAUUUAGACCGGUUGGAGUUAAUUCCCCACCCCCCACACACACCCCAACUUAUUUAAAUGUGUACAAAAUAAAAAAAAUAUUAUGUUAUUCCCUAGUGUAUUUGUCUACGUUUAUUGUUCAAAAGUGUGUGUGUAUACUUGACCACAGAAUUACAGUAUAAUGUAAAAGAGACUAGAAACACAGAUUAAUGAAAUAGAUAUAAAAAAACAAGAGUAAGAAAGAAAUAAUAUUGUAAAACUAACUGAACACUAUUCAUCACCACUCUCAACAUCAUCAUCAUCAUCAUGAAUUAUUGUCUCUCACAUACGUGAUGUGAAAUUUGUUUCUUUUUUUAACUACAUCAGUAAUUCUGUAAAUAAACAAAUCAAUUAAUUGAUUAAUUAAUUAUCCUUUCUUGCUGUCUUUUGAUCUUGUGUACUAUUGAUUUUUGUUGUUAUAUCAUUAGUAUUCAUUGUAUUGCAAUUGUUUUUCUUUCUACUAUUAUCUCUCUCUCAAGUGACCUGAGAAAAAAACAAGUCGAUGUGUGUGUGCUUAUCAGACUACUUAAAUGUAUGCAUUUCAGUAGCUUGUUAAACAGAUUGUGAAGAGAAAAAAAAGAUUAUCACUUAUUGAAACUGAUUAUUACUUGUGUAGUUGAUCGAAAUUGGCAAUCGUUGUAGCUGCAUGACCUCAUCGACGCCUCCGUCGACAAGUAGUGUUAGCUGACACAGAUAAGAUUAGAUUGGAAAAGAUUUAGGGGGGGUGAUCGAAUUAAGACCUGACAUCAAUCCACGACGGUUUUAACAGUUGAUUUGACCCAGCUAUGUAGGAAGGUGAUGUAGACUGCCUUAAUGGCAUCCUCUGGAUGCUAAGAUCCAAUGGCUGGAGACUUAUAAUGCUAUAGUUCAAAAUCGUUGUCAAUGGAUGAGAUACAUUCACUUCUUGUAAUCUCUCAGAUUCAUUAAGUCCUCAUGCUGGUGUUCUUUCUUCCUCCCAAACAUUUUUCUAGUUAGUAUAGUUUUUUUUUGGUAUUUCUUUAUCCCCGUUUUCUACCUUUGUGUGUUUUAUGUAGUGUGACAAAUUUAAGUGCUGCUUUCUUGUGUGCGAAGUUCUUUGUGUUGAAAUCUAGUCAAAUAGUCAGUAUUUGUGUGUUAAGAGAAGCAGAUAUGCAAAAAAAGAAAGAUAGAAGAUGUUAGUAAUGAAUAUGUAUGACCUAGCAGUCAAAUAUAGGAUGCGCAUUUCGUC